AGCCACUCUUUAUUUACGAAUAACUCGUCAGUACUUUAGUGCCGCGGUGAGAUUUAGAGAUAGAUAAGUACUGUGCGCUGGCGGGGUGGGCACUACUGCCACUAGCAGUACCUCUUAGCCUCCUUGCGAGGAGUAUGUGGAUCGGACCAUACCCCGACUGAAAUAUCACUGUUCAGAUAUGCUCGGUAUAACUCUACCCCCGCGAUGACUGACGAGAAUGGUUGGGCUCCUUCUCGCUGUUUUGGGUGUCCGGAACUGGGUUCAUGAUCAUUGGCAUGGCGAUGAAGACUCCUUGAUGGCAUCCAGCACACCUUUACGAAUGGGCGUACAUCUUUCUGCUUUUGUCAUGACCGAACGUAGGUUCGGUCAAUUUCUUUGAAUGCGAUCAUGUCAAAUGCAUCAAGUUUCGGUCAAUUUUGAUUUUCAUCACACUGUGAUGCUCAGAACUUUGGACAUACCGGUUACACUCUUUCGCUCCAACUGCGUCUCAAUAUGAAGUAAUUUUACGCCAUUGGAAGGUCUUUGGAAGAGAAAGUGUGUACUCAUCGUGAUUCAGAUCAGUUGAUUGUAUGCAAGAAAAUUGAACAUUCUUCGCAAGACAGCGGAGCUAUACAUGCUAGUGUGCCUGCUUGAUUUGAAGUGCAGAUGGUAACUUUACAAUUCUCCCUUCGGGCAACAAGCUCUUGCCUGAUCAACACGCUGACACCUACCACGAAACAGAGAUCGGCUAGUUGUCAGAUAUCACCAAGGUUCCAUGCGUGCAUCAGUGGCAAGAUGUCGGCAUGGAGAUAUCACUUCCAAGGAUAGGGUCUCUUUCUCGAAGGAAACCUCAGCUCUUCCUCCUUUUCGAGAGCCACUUCUCCAAGUCUAGGUGCUGGUUGCCUGACUUUUGCCCUUCUUCAUCGUUCCCAACUGUCACGACAUUCACGACACACUCUCUUUCUUCAUCCUUUGUCCAACGACCAUACUAUCCUCAUCAUGAAGUCUACUGCCGUGAUACUCGCCCUUGCGCUCACAUCUGUCCCAGCGUUCGCUUCGCCUGUUACCCGUUCUGACAGUGGGGAACUCCAGGCUCGCGGUGGCGGCAAGAAACCUAAGAGUAGCGGAGGCGGUGGAAUCUCAUUUGUACCGUUUCAAAUCCCCGUUCCUCAAGCACCACCACCUCCGGCGUUCUUACCUCCGCCGCCCGCGCCAGUUCUUCCUGCACCUGCAGUACCGGCGACGUCAUCACCUACACCAGUUCAGCAGCGUGACUUCGCAGAACUAAAGACCAGGAAGAACACUGCAAAACCCAAUGUACCGAAACCAGCCAAACCCGCUACAGAUGUGAAACCACCUAAGUCACCAAAGACUGGAGGUAGUAGCAAUUCCUUUGGUGGAUUCCCGAGCUUCAUACCUUUGCCUAUCCCGCUCCCUCAGCAACCACCUGCUCCGGUCUACUUACCUCCGCCUCCGCCUCCUCCUGUCGCACCCGCACCCCCUCCACCAGCUGCACCUGCGCCUCCACCGCCCGUCCAAACUGCACCCACGCCUGCAGCGCCUGUGGGCCCCACGGCAUCGGUCACGCCACCUCAGAGGAGGAGGCUUGAGCAGCUUCUUGCGCGAGGUGGGAAAUCUAAGUCAAAGAACAAUAUUCAAAUUCCUUCGCCUUUUCCCGUGCCUCAAGUUGCCGCUCCUUACCCUCCUUAUCCCGCACCAUACCCGCCUCCAGCGUACCCGCAGCAAUUCAGGCGGGAAAUAGAGGAGCUCCUAGCUCGAGGCGGAGGGAAGUCAAAAGAUAAGACCGGGUUUCAAAUUACAUUGCCCAUCCCAGUUCCAGUUCCUCAAGGAGCUCCAGUUCCAGUUUAUCCUUCUGCUUACCCCGCUCAAUUUAGACGUGAGCUUCUGGAACUCAUCGCGCGCGGUGGAAAGUCAAAGAACAGGGGAGGGUUGCAGAUAAGUUUCCCGAUACCAGUGCCGAUGCCUGCUGCGCCUCAGGCGUACCCCCAAGCGUAUCCCCAAGCGUAUCCUCAGGCAGUACCUCAGGCAGUGCCCCAGGCAGUCCCGCAGGCGGUUCCCCAAGCCGUCCCUCAGGCGGUCCCUCAACAGCAAAGACGCGAGGAAGUGGUCUCAAUUGACGAUCUUGAUUGAACGAACUGAAUGUUGCAGCGUGUUAUUAGUCCCUACUGUUGUCGUUCAUUCAAUUGUACAGUAGGAACGGUUGACAAGGACGAUUCGUACACGUUUUCUG
Somion occarium is the source of this 2230-nucleotide messenger RNA. NCBI's taxonomy places the organism in Eukaryota, Fungi, Basidiomycota, Agaricomycetes, Polyporales, Cerrenaceae. The record is from the annotation of a GenBank genome assembly.